AUGUCAGCUCCCGCACAGCAAGGUCCCAAGGUGCUCCUCACCGGCGUGUCGGGCUUUGUAGGCUCGCACGUCCUCGACCAGCUGCUCAAGUCGGACCGCAACUAUCACGUCACCUGCGUGAUCCGGUCCAAGGCCAAGACUGAGCCUUGGCUGUCGAGGCAGUUCGCCGAUGCCUUCGGCAGCCGCAUCGAUGUCGUCGAGGUGUCUGAUCUGCUCGCCUCUGGCUGUCUCGACCAAGCCGUCGAGGGCAAGGACUACAUCGUCCACGUCGCCUCGCCUUACGUCCUCACGGCCAAGAACAACAAGAAGGACAUCAUCGACCCGGCCGUCCACAUGACGCGCAACGUGCUCGAAGCCGCUCUCAAAGCCGAGAACAGGGCCAAAGCAGCUGGCGUCACACCUCAACUCAAACGCAUCGUCGUCACCUCGUCGUUUGCUGCCAUCCUCAACCCGCUCAAGGGCAUCGAGAAGCGCAACUAUACCUACACCGACAAGGACUGGCAGCCCAUCCAGUUCGCGUUCAUGGGCAUAUUCUACUCUCCCCUGGCCUACCUCAUUUCCAAGACCCUCGCCGAAAAGUCCGUGUGGACGUUCCUCGAGCAGCACAAACCGUCAUUCGACGCGGCGACCGUCAACCCGCCGCAGAUCUAUGGCCCGAUCAUUCACGAGGUCAAGUCCGAAGACGCCAUCAACACGUCUUCGGCCGAACCGUGGAAGCUGUACAAAGCCGGUGGACCCAAGGGAGACGGCAAGGUGCCCAAGGAGAGCCUUUGGUCAUUCUGCGACGUGCGGGAUGUCGCCCGUAUCCAUGUUGCCGCUCUCGACAACCCCAACGCGCACAACACGCGCUACCUUGCUUACGGCGGAAGCAUCUCGUGGCAAGAGGUGGCCGACGAGAUCCACGACAACCCGGAAUACCCACAGGAGCUGCGCGACCACAUCCCCAAGGGCAACCACGGCCAGAAAACCCGUCCAAACCCGCUGGCCAAGCUCGACACCAGCAGAGCCGAGAAGGACCUGGGCAUCCGGUUCCUCGACUGGAAGGAGUCCGUCAUCAAGGGCUCGCUCUAUAGCUUUGUCGAGAUCGAAAAGACUUGGUCCCAGCAGUAG
Sporisorium graminicola is the source of this 1110-nucleotide messenger RNA. RefSeq lists its product as uncharacterized. The transcript has a single exon. Lineage: Eukaryota; Fungi; Basidiomycota; Ustilaginomycetes; Ustilaginales; Ustilaginaceae. Bases 1 to 1110 code for a protein of 369 amino acids. The record is from RefSeq and is a predicted model, not a curated record. Gene Ontology annotation, molecular function: oxidoreductase activity, acting on the CH-OH group of donors, NAD or NADP as acceptor.